AUGAGUGACUUUAUUCAAACUCUGAUCUCUGUCACCGUUCUGCUUAAAGUGGUUUCCAGCGAGCCCUUCUUCGAUAUCACGGAUCCAGCAUUUGUUGAGGAAUGUGUGAGAGAACACAACAUCCACCGCACAAACGUGACUCCACCGGCCAGCAACAUGCGCUACAUGACGUGGGAUAAAGGGCUGGCGGUGACGGCGUGGGCCUGGGCGAGAGUCUGUGUCUUUAAACAUAACAUUCACCUUAAGGAUGUGAGAAAGAUGCAUCCUACGUUCACUUCUGUGGGUGAAAACAUCUGGGUUGGAUAUCCUUACACCCAAUUCACAGUGAAAUCUGCAGUUAAGUCAUGGGUGGACGAGGUCCAAGAUUACAAUUACACUCAGAACCAGUGCUCAAAAGUGUGCGGCCACUACACACAGGUUGUUUGGGCAGACACGUACAAGGUUGGUUGUGCCGCGCAGGCCUGUCCAAACGGUGUGGUUUCUUUCUCAACAAGGCCAGGAAUCAUAUUUGUGUGCAACUAUGCAACAGCAGGAAAUUAUCCAGUUGCUCCAUACAGAGAAGGGUCACCGUGCAGUGGAUGUGGUCAGGACACGUGUGAAAACAAACUCUGUCGAAACUCAUCCCGCGAUGCCCUGCAGAGUUAUCAGUGGACUCCUGACUGGGACCCAGCGCUGUCCUCCUGCGGCUCCUUCUGCCUGUCAGUUGUGAUUAUCAGACUCAUAUCUGUCCCGCUCAUGUUUGCCUGUGUUUACUACCUGAAUCGCCAUCAUAACCUGUUUGUAUAUGAGUGA
This is a messenger RNA of Rhinichthys klamathensis goyatoka, 792 nucleotides long. Its product is annotated as GLIPR1-like protein 1. Bases 1 to 792 code for a protein of 263 amino acids. Gene Ontology annotation, cellular component: extracellular region. NCBI's taxonomy places the organism in Eukaryota, Metazoa, Chordata, Actinopteri, Cypriniformes, Leuciscidae. The transcript has 6 exons. The record is from RefSeq and is a predicted model, not a curated record.